Molecule: messenger RNA, 756 nt
Organism: Beauveria bassiana ARSEF 2860
Lineage: Eukaryota; Fungi; Ascomycota; Sordariomycetes; Hypocreales; Cordycipitaceae
Product: ribulose-phosphate 3-epimerase
Exons: 4
Coding region: 1-756 (251 amino acids)
Biological process (GO): carbohydrate metabolic process; pentose-phosphate shunt, non-oxidative branch; pentose-phosphate shunt
Cellular component (GO): cytosol
Molecular function (GO): metal ion binding; D-ribulose-phosphate 3-epimerase activity
Source: RefSeq, a predicted model, not a curated record
AUGGCGCCCAAAGCAAUCAUCGCACCCUCGGUGCUGAGCGCCGACUUUGCCAACUUCGGCCACGCCUGUGCCCGCACCAUGGAACAGGGCGCCGACUGGCUUCACGUCGACAUCAUGGAUGGCCACUUUGUGCCCAACAUUACGUUCGGCGCGCCCGUUGUUGCCAAGAUCCGAGGCUUCGUCGACAGGCCGACCGAGAACCAUGGCCGUGGUACUUUUGACUGCCACAUGAUGGUUGCAGAGCCCAAGAAAUGGGUCAAAUCUUUUAAAGACGUCGGCUGCGAUCUUUAUUGCUUCCACUAUGAGGCUGCCUUUUCCACUGAUGCUACGGACCCUGAAGCCGCCUCCGAGGGCAAGACGAACCCCCGAGACCUCAUCCGCUAUAUCCACGACAAUGGCAUGCUCGCCGGCAUCGCCAUCAAGCCCGAAACCUCUGUCGAUGUGCUGUGGGAGAUUCUCGAAGCUUCAGACCCCAAAGAACUACCUGACAUGGUUCUUGUCAUGACGGUCAACCCAGGCUUUGGCGGUCAAAAAUUCAUGGCCACGGAGCUUCCCAAGGUGCAGGCUCUGCGCCAACGAUACCCGGAACUCAACAUCGAAGUAGACGGCGGCCUCGGACCAGGCACCAUUGGCCAGGCUGCCGACGCGGGCGCCAACGUCAUCGUCGCCGGCAGCGCCGUCUUUGGCGCCAAGGACCCGGCCGAGGUGAUCUCCCUGUUACGAACAGCUGUUCAAGACAGGAUCGGCAAGCUCUAG